AUGGCAAUUACCUGUGUAUUUUCAACUUCGCUUUAAAGGAAUUUCAUCGAAAAUAGAAGAAGUAUUGAACGUUGGAUCUGAAAUUCCAGUUGAUGGAAUAAUUGACUCACAAGAUUCCAGACCUUUAAUUCUUCCAGCCAGCAGAUCUAUCUUUUUAGCGAUAGAACGAUGUUGGGCCGACGAUGUCUUUAUUUACGGACUUUCUCAUAGGUUUUGGAAAUUGUCGCUACAGUUAGUACAGAGAUAUAAAAACUGGUUGAUGUCUAUAUUGACUGGAUUGGUGACUGAAAAAAAUGAUCAGGGCAACGACAAGCCUAUUUCAAAUGCUAAGCGAUCACCUAAUGUACCAGGAGGUAGGGUUGGAAGUCCUGCGCCGAGCUCGACUAAUGGAAAUAUAUCUACUGAGGUUCAAGAUGAUUUUUUACUGAAACGGUUGACUAUUGUGUCACAUGAUAUUGAGAACAUGGAAAUCAAGGUCAAGGAAUUUUAUCGUGAACAA
Messenger RNA from Acaulospora morrowiae, 499 nucleotides. The record is from the annotation of a GenBank genome assembly. NCBI's taxonomy places the organism in Eukaryota, Fungi, Glomeromycota, Glomeromycetes, Diversisporales, Acaulosporaceae.